Lineus longissimus is the source of this 14028-nucleotide messenger RNA. Its product is annotated as FAS-associated factor 1-like. Bases 1 to 2079 code for a protein of 692 amino acids. NCBI's taxonomy places the organism in Eukaryota, Metazoa, Nemertea, Pilidiophora, Heteronemertea, Lineidae. Gene Ontology annotation, cellular component: nucleus; endoplasmic reticulum. The transcript is spliced from 15 exons. Gene Ontology annotation, molecular function: ubiquitin binding. The record is from RefSeq and is a predicted model, not a curated record.
AUGGCCGAACGGGAUGAGAUCCUCGCUAAUUUUCAGGCCUGUACUGGUCUUGAAGAUAUUGGAGAGAGUAUUGAAGUCCUCGAAAAAUACAACUGGAACUUAGUGGAUGCCAUUAACAACACUGUGCAACACCUAGAUGGCGGGGCUGUUGGGGAUACUAUCGGUCCAGAAGUGGUUGCCCCAUUGCCAUGUGUUAUCGGGGAACCUAUGGAAGGCCUUGACAUCCCACCCCCAGAUAUCGACUCGGCGCCUGAACUGCCUCUCAUCACUGACCUCCCACAAGUGAUAUCACCAAUCAUCCCAGAACCACAGCCCUCUGGCUCGAGAAUGCGCGAGACUGCUUUCAAAGGAUUCUCAACAAUGUCCAGGUUAAUUAACUUCAAAAUUGAAUACAGAGAUAAGGCAAUACCACUGGUUCUGGUGGACUCGGAAACAGUGGAACGGAUCAAAGUUCUGCUCGAGGAUGAGAUCGGAGUACCGAGAGACAAACAGGUGCUCAAAGGCUGGAGUCGGCAUAAAGUUGAGGAUGGCAUGCUGCUAAAAGACCUUCAUCUCCCAAAAGAUGUGACGUUAUAUCUGUUAACACCAGCUAUUAACACACUACCAACAGUCAAUAAGUCUUUACAGCCAAAUAAUGGAGAGGAUCCAAAUCUCUUAGAACGAUUGUCACAGACUUUCACGCUCAACAUUUUACACAAAGACAACGGUCAAAGUUACCAGCUCAAUUUCCCUGGGAGUAAAACAGUUCAAGAAGUUAAGGGCGAUGUGUACUCAUUGAUUGACGUACCUAUGAGUAAACAAGUGUGGAAGGGAUGGCCAGAAUUGGCAAAGGAUGAAACGAUGACGCUAGCUGGAAUUGGUAUAGGAUUUCCCUGUCAUAAACUAGAAGUGAGCCGUGCCAAACCUGGCCAUUCCAGUAGAACAGUCACAUAUUCUGCAACGGAGGUAGACAUGCAAGUUGAUGAAGACACUGAUGAAGAAUUUGAAGAUGCUGCUGAUUCCUUCCAUGAUGACCUUGAGUUCCCCGUGGAGGAGGUCGUUUCAAAGAAGUUAAAGCCUUUAAUUCCAGAGGAAUUUGAAGAUGACACAGAUGCGUUGAGACUAUUUACUUCAGAGUUUGAAGAGAGAUAUGGUGGAUGUCACCCCGUGUUUUACAUUGGUUGUUUAGAUGAUGCACUCAAGGAAGCAUUAUUAGUCAAAGCAAAACAUAGGAAGCCAUUAGCUGUCUAUUUGCACCAUGACAGCAGUAUAUUUGUAAAUAUCUUCUGUUCUCAAAUACUGUGUACGGAGCAAUUAGUUAGUUUCCUUAGUACAAAUUUUGUCACGUGGGCUUGGGACAUCUCACUGGAAAAGAAUAAAACUAGAUUACUAGAUAUGUGUACUCGUCACUUUGGAAGCGUUGCUGCCAGUACUGUGAAGAAUUUCAAAGCUCCGCAGAUGCCUUUAAUGUUGAUCAUCACUCGGUCAAGGUCUGCUAAUGAAGUAUUCACAGUCAUUCAAGGUUCAGUAAGUUUAGACGAGUUAAUGACGAGCCUUAUAAAUGCUGUUGAUGUUUUCCAAGAGCAACAAAGGGCAGAGAUAGUGGAAGAGGAUGAACGAGAAGCUCGGGAGAUGGUGAAACAGGAGCAAGACUUGGCGUAUCAGCAGUCGUUAGCUGUGGACCGUGCUAAGGCCGAGGCUAAGAGGUUAGAAGAGGAGGAACGUAUGAAGAAAGAGUUCGAGGAACAAACUCAGAGAGAACUAGAGUUACAAGAACAACGGAAUGAAGAUGCUAUGAAAGAGGCACGACGGUUGUCUGUUCAAGACAUGCUACCCCCAGAGCCUCCACCAUCAAGUAAAGUCCCCUUCAGUACAAUCCGAGUCCGUGCUCCUGAAGGAGUGAUGUUACAACGACGUUUCUUAGCUACCAAUCCACUACGAGUUGUUCUUAAUUAUAUCGUCUCCAAAGGAUAUCAUUUAGAGGAUUACAAAGUACUGACAACGUAUCCGAAGAGAGAUUUGUCAAAUCUAGAUGAGGAUGACACAUUGGAAAAUCUAAAACUGUUCCCACAAGAGACACUUAUAUUGGAGGAACGUUAGUCCAGGCAAAUAAUGUGGAUUAAUUAUCCAAUUAAUGAUGGCUCUAUUUAUUUCAAGUGAUGCUGUGCUUGUGUUUUGUCAGGCUUACUCAGGAUUAUUUUGGUACUCUUCUGAAAGCAAUGGUAAUUUUGAUUUGGUAUUUUCUAAGAUGAAACCUGGCUUUUUUUGUAGGAAAGAUUGGGUUGUGAUCAGUUUCGGUUUUUUGUCACCAAAUAAUAGAUGAAAUUGAAUGUAUAGGUCAGAGUUCCUGUACAACUUCAGAAUGCAUUUGAAUGUGGAGACACUUCCUGCAGCCCUUGUGGUCACAUGUGCAUGUCAGCACAGAAACUCUGCACUGUACAUUUGUGCUGACUAGUAACUCAGUGUUUUACUCAGAAGUUGUAAAAAAGCCAUAGAUGUGUUUGUUAGGCUGACGUUACAUAGGCCUCAUUCGUUCACUUCCCACAUGUCACGUUCCCCUUAAUGCGUUCGUUCCUCACUGAAUGCAUGCCACAAGGCCGUGCAUUCACCGAGGAACGUUAAAUAAAGCUGGAACGUGACAUGUGGGAAGUGAACGAAUGAGGCCUAUGUAAUGUCAGCCUUAAACACAAGAGUGAACGGCUGUUAUGACUGCAGAAUAACCCUGAAGGGAUGGUAAAAACAAUUGUUUCAUAGUUUUAAAAAUGUUAGUGCCUCUGUAAGUCAGUGCCAGCGAGAGCAUCUUGUAAUUGUCCUUGAUUCUCCUUACCUGUUACUUUGAACUUAACCCUUUCGCUGCUGGCACAAAAUAGCAUAAAAUCCAGAGUAGAGAAUAUCACGAGAAGAACUGAAAAUUAUUGAAGAAUGUGUCUUCAAACUAAAUUUUCUCCCAAAAAUCAAGAAAAAAUGUAUUAUAAGCUCACUUUGAUGGAUAAAUUCAUGCUCUAUUAGGCCAUCUAUUUAAGGUGUAAAUGCAAAGGAAACGAUGUAGUCCAGUCAUUUGCCCAGAACAACUGGGGUCGUAGUUGGCACACGUUGACACAAGGCCUUGUUCGUCCACAGUUGCAGUUGACAUCAAAAGGGCUAAUAAACAAUAUCUUAGUGAUCGCAGUAAGCCUACUUCCAAAACCUGCCUUAUUUGAUACAGAACACCAAUUCAUGGGUUAUUGCUUCCUUCUAUAGAUCCAUGCUCUUGAUUGGGAACAAUGUUUACAUAAUGUAGGUUUGGUCGUCAUCACGUCACCAUGCAUUUUUACAUUACUGUAACGUGACGUGUCGCAACGUCUUCGUAAACGUUGUUCCCAAUCAAGUGCAUGGAUCUAUAGUUGUUCUAUCAUUCACCCUUACCAGGUCAUUACGAUGUAUGUCAGAAAUCUUCUUGUUCAAUUUUAGAAGUAUUCUGUGACUUUGUGCAAAGAGAGUCAGAGGAAUGCUGUGUACAGAUGUGGGAUGAAACAUCAAUGUCAAAUUUUAUUGUAAGAAUAUUUUUUAGCAUUGAUUUCUGUUCUUGAAUUGAAUAUUCAGGGUGUAUGUAAGUCCUAUCCUAAUUUUACGCGGUCCUUGUCAUGGGAAAACACUUGUAAAAAAGUUCAUUAAACAUCUGGCAUUGGGCAUGUGGCCCAUAAAAUACUCUGGUACACCAUAGCAUACACUUGAGAAGGGACAGACCCGCCACUCUGAAUACUUUCUCAAUGACUCUUGUCAAGUCACUUCCCGCAUAAACGAGUUUCUGAGCUUUCUUUUUCCAUUCUUAUAAUGACUUUAUGGCGAAGCCAAGUGUUUUGAUAAAAUGUGAUAUGUCGUGCACAGUUUUUAAUUUGUGAAUAAUAAUUGAACCUGUUGAAUGACUGGCUGUAUUUGAUUAGUGAAACAUGAUUUGUCUGAGCUCUCAAGUGGUCUGAUAACACACUGUAAACUGCCAAAAUUUUUCACUUCUAAUUGUGACAUGCCAUGACGAAACAAGUCGCAUGUCGCUCUAAGCUUGACAGGUUGAGGCGGACUGGUUGUUUAUUUCACUGUUGUCUGCCUUCUGUGACACCGGAGUACAUCAAUUUCUUCUAUUAUGUCCGGAUGUCAUUUUAGGGUCAUCUUCUGUGCGACAUGCGACUCAUUUUGUCGUGGUGGGUCACAGUUAUGGCAAAAAUUUCUUUCAAAAAUAAAACAAAUCUUGAUUUUUAUUUUGGCAGAAUAUGAAAAUCCUUUAGAUUUUUUCAAAUAAAAAAAAUACUUCUACAGUUUUUUUGUGCAUUACAGUGGUUUGUGUAGCCAGUGAAAAUAAAAAUAAUGUCCUCAAAAGUUUCGUGGUUUACAGUACAAGUAUAGGCAUUCUCGAUAAUAGUACAUGUAAGGUGUAAGAUAUAUUGUAUUCUUUGCGCUAACGAGAACCAGCUUAAAAGAUGAUGUUUACUUCAUUGUUAGUCUUGAAGUUGAGUAUUUUCUAAAUGAGCAACUAACUUGAAUAAAAAGAAGUAAGGGGAGAUAAUGCCAAGCUGCCACUAUUAAAUGCUCUAGUCUAUUCAUAAGUUUUAUGGUUGGAUUUCUUUGAGGUUUGGUUGUUAUUUACCUCAGCUUCAAAACUAAACCGUCGACGAUUGUCAAUGCUGAAACAAAAAUAUUUCUUCAGCGAACGGGAAUCAUCUUUUUUUGUGGUUACCAGGAGACUUUUUUGUUUUUGGGUAUUUUUCAUUCAUACUUGGCACAUAGCAGGUGGACACAAAAAAAAAUGUUGAUAAAUUAUUUUUAAGGACAUUGACCUUAGCUUUCCAAUGAUACCUUUAUCAUUUUCUCAGGUCACGACUGUUAGAACUGGAAUUCUACCACGGGAAAGCCCUAACUAAGCAAUUAUUUCAAUUAGCAACUGACCAACUGAUGCCGUUCAUGUAGUGAGCUUUAUGAAUAAAACUAAGUCCCUUGUCAAGGUUGUGAAAAAUUGAGUUAAUCUAUUAAAAGAUACCCGUCAAUAAUCAUAAAUAUGACCGAGUUUUAGGACUAAAUAGGGCUGGUAAAUAAAGCUCGCUCGCAUAACACACUCUUGUACUGAGAAGUGGCAUGGUUGGUAACUACUUGAGCUAUUGGGUGAUAUGAAUAAAAAUUAGCAAGUGCUUUUACUUUGAAUUUGUACAGAAAGGCCUAGUGUAAAUGUACAUGGAGUUUUAGAUAAAAAGCAUUUGCUAGUCUUUAUUCAUAUCACCCAUUGACCUGAAACGCUGUAUAUUUGUUGCCUGCAUGUAUGUAAUGAAACCUUGCAGACUAAAUUCCGGUCUGGUUCGAUUCCUGGUUUGGCCACCAUGUGGCCAGAAUUGAAAACAUUGCAACGUCUUGAUCAUAAGUAAAUUUUAAUCAUAUUACUUGAAACUUGGUACAUAUGCUCCCCUAUGUAGUGACACCUUGGAGACCAAAAUUCAGUCCGGUUCAAUUCCUGAUAUUGCCACCAGGUGGCUAAAACCAAAAACACAUAAAGUGCUUUAUUUCCCUAAAGCUAGAUUUACAUUUAUACGUUUAUAGUCCGUAUAUCGUAUGCGUUUAACGCAUCCGUCCAACGAAAAUUUUUCAACACAUGCUUAACCAUUUGCACAUUCACAUAUCUCCGACAACUGCAGAAAACGGGUGCGUUUAAGCGCAUACGUUGGUCGAAUCCAACGCAUCCGUGCUAUCAGGUACGUGAACGGAUAGAAAUUCCUUUGAAAUGACGUCAUUUUGGGAUAUACUUUCCUUGAAGUCGACCCUUGUCUACGAAACCAUGCUGAGGAAGACAGGGUUGAAGAAAAAUUUCGUGGAGGACUUGGUGAAUGCUGUCCGAGAUCGUCCGUUCCUGUACAAUCCGAAGCAUGCUGAUUACCACGAUUCAAAAAAAUGCUUUAAUGCAUGGGAAUCUAUAGAAAAGUUUUGCCCUCAAUAAAGUGCUCGAUAUUACGUAUAAAUGUGUAUCGGAAACUCGGAUGCUGGAAAUGGAAACGUAUCACGCAUCCGUUUCAACGUAUACAUGUAAAUCUAGCUUAACAAAGGGCUCGAUUGUCACCAAACUUUUAUCGGAGGUACAUGUGAUGAUGGUACAUGACAUGUCACAUGAGUUUUUGAUUUCACCUACUUUUCAAGGUCACAGGUGUCAAAAUAGUGGAAAUUGGCCGAUGGUGGCAUAUUAUUAACUACUGGAGUAAUUGACUUGAAUUUGGUACAUUGUUGACAUAUUCCUGGUCAAAAAGAAUGUUUAAUACAAUUGGUAAAAAAAUCUGGAACCGAUAUCUAUGAAUUUACGGUACCAGUUGAAUCUAUUUUUGUUAUUGUCUGCUUUAGUUCAUAGGUUUUAGUAGUUUGACCGCUUACUCUGCUGAAAAGCGGGAAAAAAGGGGUAAAAAUUGGUUGAAAAACAUGGCAUUUAGUAACAAGCCAAACUGUACAAUCAUUGUUUAUUUGCUACAGUUAAAAAUGACCUUGUCGCACCGAGCAGUAUCUCAUGGAUUUUUGAAAUGCGUAAUCGGACGAUAGUUUGCUUUUAUUUCUGUUUAUGACAGUUCUGUUGCAACGCUUUGUCGGGGGGGGGGGAUUCUAGCUCUCGGCCAAUGAUAAGACGUCUUCCCUGUAUCAACUUUAUUACUUCUCUUGUACAAUCCGACACGGGUGUAGAGCAAACAUGCUCUACACCCGUGAUUCCGAUCACUGUUUAUUCUGGGUACUCUCUCUGGGAUUCUCUGAGGGUCUCUCUCGAGGAUUCUCUGAGGUUCUCUCACGAGGGAAAGAAAUUCCCCAGAUUUAUACAUUGGUUUGUUGUUAACCUGUGUGUGUCUAAGGCGACAGUGAUAUCUCUCCAAUGGUACAAGUGACAUGGCGGGCCACUCAAAACAGCUUGGUAAGUUUGGUAUCGCUUAGUCAACUUGCAUCAUUGGAUUUAUGAAUCAAUAUCGCCUCCCUCUAGAAGAAAAACUCAAACUCAAUAUCCUCGCGUAGUGGAAAACGAUUCCAAACUCAAAAGUACACAUUAUACUGAGCUUGUUUCCUUUUCCGUUUAACUUUCCUUGGUUGCUACAAUACAAAAGUUACUUUUAGUGUUUUGCUUUAAACAUGGAUGGAAAUCAAUUGAAUUACUUUAAUUUGAGAGGCCAUUUACAAGGGCUAUUUGACUUUAAAGGUUAACUGGAGUCAAUACUUAUAAAGGAAGUACCCAACAUUCUGACAGUACUAAUUUCAUAUAUUCUUUUGCAUAUGAUGUCUGUAUUGUGUAGAUUGGUCACGUGACUAGGGCCUAGCGUAUCAAUAGUUCCAUUGUGUUCUAACAGUCGUGAGCUGAAAGCAGUCUGUAGGUCAGCUUAGUAAAUGCCCUUGUACAUCAUUCUCCAUUGUGGGUCACAUACUCUUUAGACACCAUUUAGCCGCUUGAAGGGCGACUGUACAAAAGGCCUAUAUUACUUGUAAUAGGCCUAUGAAAAACAGACGCACCAAAACCGCCUAAACAGCGUCUACACAGUAUGUUUUGGCUGCAUAGAGAUUAUCAGAUUGCAUAGAGUGCUGGUUUGCAUGACUUGGUACAGUCCUCCUUGAAAUGAGGCCAUCCAUAAACUGUAUUUGUAUGCAGAUCUGUUAAUGGGUUAACCCUUUCAAUACUGAAGUAUUUUCCGCCUCGGCUGUACAAUACAUAGCUGCGCUGCAUGUUGUCUACUUCAAACCCCUUUAUUUUCACAAGCCUGAGAUUUUUGCCAGUUUUGCGUAAGGCCACACUAUUUUAAUAAGUUGGAUUCCGAAACUUCAGAUCCAAAACCUAUGACAUGUGGGUGGGGUGGAAAUAAAAUAAAAAAUAAAAAAAAUGUUUUUCUUCAUCUCAAAGCCUACAGUGUUUGGGGCGGGAAUAAAAAAAAUUCCAUCAGACUCAAAAUCUUUAUGGGACAGGGGAAAUAAAAUAAAAACCUGCUUAUUUCUUUUCAAUUUUAGUAUCAGAUCAUACAAGGAGGACCCCAAAAAAGUUGGUUGAAAUUGGUUGUCGGUAAUUUAUUUUCUUUAUUUCUCUCUAUUUUAUGGUCGGGGGACAAAAAAAGUGUGUCAAAAAUGCGGUUGUCGGGACCUCUUUUUUUUACACGUUCCGGAAAAUUACCCCUGGUGGAUUCUUAAUCCAACAAAUAAAAACAAUGUGUCCUAAGGGGGUCAUAACAAGAAAAUGUAAGGUGCGAAAUAUUCUGAUCUAAUGAUGUAAUCAUUGGAAAAAAUACUUGUCCAUUUGCAGAAUUAAAUGAUAGUGAAAUCUGAAAAGGACAUUUUUGCUAAAAUUCUGGGAUGCGAAAAUAAAGGAAUUUAAAGUCAGACUUAAACAUUCGAAUGCAGAAAACAUUAAAUCUGACCAAAGCUUUCACCUCCAUCUAGUAGGCUUCAUCAGUGACCUCAAACAAUUGUCCUAGAUCGUAGGGAGCUGGUAUCUCCCCCUGUCCCUGUCAGAUGGUCCUAGCAUAGUAGCCGCAAUGGUGAAGUGCAAACUUCAUAUGCUCGGGUUCCUUCUUUAAAUCCUGCGGGUCUGAAAUUACACUUAUCAUCUUGUUAUGUAAGAUCCGUACCACCUAGAGUUGUUGGACCACCGGAUGAUUGGAUUCAAAGUGUAAAUGCCUCGGGAUUCUGUAAACACUGGGUGAGAUACUGCCAUCUGGCACUCUGAUGUAGGAGUUUCAAGGAAAACCAGAGAGUGAUUUUCUGCAGUGAACUUGAUAUGUUCAUCCAAGCGAUCAAGUUUCUGAUGUACUUUUCAGCUGUCGUUUUCCUGACCUUGAUGUGUGUAUCAUUGAGUUAUCUCUACCACCCUGGUGGGUGGGUACGACACUGUGGCCAAUGAUCAGGCCUCAAAGCCCUUCAUGUUACAGGCGAGACUGGUGAUCCCAUUGCUGCUCUGGGAAUUUGGUGAUAGAGUACCGUUGUACACAGCGUAUGUAUACAGUCCUAGCGGUCUGGUGAUGUCCUUAGGUUCCAUGUAGGUUCAGACACACAAUGUAACAUCUUCCUACAGGUUGUGCUGGGUAAUGACCUGGGCUUGAGUAACGGGAUACUCAUGAACAAAGCACUUAGAUCAUAUGAUCACAAUUCCGGGUCAUAUUCUACACAACAGGCACUGAUUUUAACAGGGGGAGACACCAGCUCUUUGAGAUCUGGGACAAUUGUUAGAGGUCCUUGUGCUUGACCUUGGACAUCACUAAUGAAGUCUACCCGAUUGAGUUAGCAAGUCUGAUAUCAACCAAAUUUAUGCACAGAUGAAUCUAUAUGAAAGGAGUAUACAGGAAGUGUGCACCCAUCAGAAUACCGCAAGUGUCUGAGCUGAGAUGCUUGUUAAUCUUGUUAUGCAAGCUGAUAGGCAAGUCCAGCAUUCCUGAAUAUUUGGUCUUUGCCAGAGGUAAGAAUUAAUGGUAAAAAUUCAUUGGUGGGGUUAAAAACAUAAUGGCUAGGGAAUUAUACUUUAAACCCUUUCGCUGCUGAUUGAUUUAGUUUUUUACUAGCGUCAGUGCUGAAUGAUUCUUACCUAAAUUGGAAUUUUUUGUUUUGGCUAAUAUAAGAUAUUUAAUUUUUUUGAAGAUUAUCCAAUUCUCUUCAUUUAUAUCAUCAUUUAUCUUGAGAAUACCACUCUUUGGCAAUUAUGAUAACGCAAGUUGAUCACAUGGUCCAUGGACCAUUUAAUCUUCCAUUUAGAGUCCUCUGAGUGACCUCACAAGUUGUCAGAAUGUUAAGAAAAGUGUGCUUAAGGUUGAUCUAUACCCAUGCGUAGCGCAAAACUGCCCAAUUGCAACUCUUCAUAAUUCAUUGAUAACAAUGAUUCAAAAAGAAAAUUAUGGUACAGUACGUUACGUAUGAAACAUCUAAGUGAACUUCCCCCCUAAAUGACUGGAUCGUAUUACUUGAUUAACCAGAAAAAUGACUUUUUUGGGAAGGUAAAAAAAUCACCUUGAUCAAUUUUAUGUCAACAUGCUAUGUCACAUCGAAGCAUACUCUGUUGGAAAGGAUGCAGCCAUUCCCAGCACAUGUCCGUAUAACCACCACUUAUUAACUCUUUGAGAUUGCGUAAUUUUUUUCAGUUACGGGUGGCUUGGAAUGUGCUUGCCUUGGGGAAAACCCCUUAACUAUAGGUCAACCUUAAUCUACUCAAUGUGCUGCUUUACUGUAGUUGUUGGUAGAGGCUAAGCUAAUAGCAAAUAUAUUUGAAGUAUGAGAUGAUGGUAUAUAUUCAGUUGCCCAUCUGCUUUUUAGGCGAAACCGAUUCCAGUUGCCCUCAUCUUGCACUCUACAGGGUGGAUCAAUAAAAAGGUAAUCCUGAAACAAACAGCUUUUAUGUGAUAGGUAUUAAUGCCAUGGAUAUUUCAUUGCAUGUAUGAUAAAGUAGGAGCCAGGCCCUUUCCAUUGAUGUCUUCAUAUCACCCAUGCGCCCACGGAUGACUGCACACCACUGUAUUGAAAAUGACAUGCAGAAAUCUAAUUUUUCCAAGUCACCUGUUCCAUUCAUUUCAUGCUGUUUAAAGCAGGCAUAUCCUUUGUGCAUUUUGAGUACAUACAUGAAUUAAAUGUGAAAGGAGAUGGUCUUACCAGAUCAUCAGUUGAUCAAGCGCCAACACCUUCAACAUGACCUCCACCUCUUUGAACCUUGCAGGCCAUUAAAGCAGUCUGAAUGUUAUAUGAGCCCCACCCUAGUGGCCGCUUAAGCGACCUGGCAUCAUAAGGGGACCACAACUUCCCAAGCAUAAUCGCGACUCUUUUGGUUUUGCAAUUAGACGGUAGAUGUCUCCCCUUAACCGUUGGAUAUCUUUAGCAACAAUCAAUAAUAGGUAAUUGGCUCUAGAUUUCUUAGUUCUUGAUGGAUUUGAGUUCUGAAAAUGGCAAAAACCUCAGAAGAUUGAGCUUUUUUUCAUGAACAUCAAUGAAUAAAUAAAAAUCGCCUACAAAAUAUCCCCCUAUAAAGCUGAGUACCAAGUAAAAGAAGAAGCGCCAAGCAAGAAAAUAAGAUAUGAUCCAUGUCUAUAGCUAUUAUAGUUUUAUUUUUUUGUUUGUUUCAAAAAGGGUGCCCUGCGCAGGGGUGCUCAAAAAGACCCUCUGGGGAAAAAAAGUUUUUAAAAAGGAAAAGGCCUUAAUAUUCAGUAAUAAAGCUUUAUUCUAUCUAAAAGCAGGAGGAUAGAUGAAUACAGUAGAGCCUACUUUAUGAGGCUACCUCUUCUAGCUUUUCUAAAAUUUCUUUUUAAAAAUACCCAAAAUUACUCCCAGGAGCUCAGGUUGGGGACCCCCUCCCCCGGAGCUCCUUUCCUGUAGCAAUUUCCUGUAGGAUCGGCCUGUAACAAUGACUAAUUUUCAAACUUCUGCCAAGCACAGGUCUUGACCAUAGGAACAGUUGGUACAUCUGCUUUUUAGGGGAAUCUAUACAAUACCACAGUGUCCGGUGUCCGUCAUCAUCGUCAUCUGUACCCUGUUUCAAAAACAGUGGCCUGUUUCUUAACCGCUAGGGCUAUUAACUUGAAACUUUGCACACAGGACCCCCAGGUCAGGUGACCUCUGACACUGAAUUUUGAUCCGAUCUGAUUCUUGACUUGGCCACCAAGAGGCCAAAAGUGGAAACUUAAGAAGUGUGGUUCUAGCCAGGAUACAUGACAUAUCAAUGAUAUGUCAUGUAAUAAAAAACCUGUAUGAUAUUAUCAUACAGGUUUUUUAUUGGCUCACCGUAGGGGAGUCUAUACAAUACCGCAGUGUCCGUCGUCCGUCGUCGUCCGUCGUCGUCGUCGUCGUCGUCGUCGUCGUCGUCGUCGUCCGUCGUAUCCUAGUUCAAAAACUGUGGCACGUUUUUUAACCGCUAGGCCUAUGAACUUAAAACUUUGUACACAUGACCCCCUAGGUCAGAUGACCCGUGACACUAAAUUUCUAUCCGAUCUGAUUCUCUACUUGGCCACCAGGGGGCCAAAUGUGGAUAUCUAAAAAGUGUGAUAUCUCGCUUAUUAGUGACUUGUUUUCGAUAAAACUUUUGUGGUAGGUACUCAUAGCAAGGAUACAUCAUAUAUCUUACGGGUUUUUAAUUUGAUCUACUUUUCGAGGUCGCAGAGGUCAAAUGACGUGAAUUGGCCGUUUGAGUGUAACUAUGGCACGUUUCUCAACCACCAAAGCUAUGAGCUUGAAACUUGGUACAUAUAACCCCCUAUAUCAGAUAACCUCUGGUGCUGAAUUUCAGCCUGAUCUGAUUCUUGACUUUGCCACCAGGGGGCCAAAACAGAAAAAGUAAGAAGUGCAAUAGCCUGCUUAUUAGCAAAUUGUUUUUGAUGAAAUUUUUUUAUGGCAGGGACCCCAACAAGGUUACCUCAGAUGUUGCACGAUUUAUUGAAUUUGACCUACUUUUUAAGGUCGCAGAGGUCAAAUGGCGUAAAUUUGCUGUUUGAGUGUAACUGUGGCACGUUUCUCAACCGCAACAGUUAUGAACUUGAAACUUUGAACAAAUGACCCCCUAGGUCAGUUGACCUUUUACACUGAAUUUUGGUUCGGUCUGAUUAUUGACUUGGCCACCAGGGGGCCCAAACUCAAAACUCAAAAAGUGUGAUUUCUCGCUUAUUACUGAUUUGUUUUUGAUAAAAGUUUCAUGGUAGGUACUCCUAGCAAGGAUACAUCACAUAUCUUACGGGUUUUUGAUUUGACCCACCUUUCAAGUUCACAGAGGUCAAAGUUGAAAACUUUACCGUUCUUGGUACGUUUUGUCGUUGUUCAAUGUAAAGAGUUUUAAUUUUGUGUAAUGAUGCAUCUAAGAAGCCACGAUUUGUUUGCCAAGUUUCAGCCAGAUCGGAAUUCAAAUAUGGCCGAAAUUGCAUGUUUUGUGGGUUUUUCCUCGUAUUGUGGCAAUCCAAAGGUCGUGAGUUCAAACCCCGGUCAAGGACAGCCAAAAAUGUUUUUAUUUUUCAUCUUUUCCUUUUUCUUUUCUGAGUUCUAUCUUACAUUUUCUUCAUUUUUUGAUUUAUUUGGUGCCAUAGAUUUAUGAGGCGGCCAUCUUGGAAAUAAUUUUUUGCCGAUUGCUGUAGUGUAACGAGUGAUGAAAUUGUUAUGGUCAGGUGGAUGUGUCUACAUCACAUAUCACCCUGGUUUGUUAUUUGACCUACCUGUCAGGGUCACUGAGGUCAAAGUUAAAAAUGAAGACAACAAUUUUUGGCUACAUACUGUAGCACUUUCUGUAACUGUCUACUAAAAAUACUUACGGUGAGCACAAUGGCCCCUGGCCGUUUCAUUUGAUGUACGUUUUAAGGUCACUUGGGUCAAAUGGCAUAAAUUGGCAGUUUGAGUGCAACAGGGGCAAGUUUCUUAACCACUAAAGCUAUGAACUUAAGCAGCAUGACUUGUCUGCUAAAUAUCGAUAUGGUAAGGGGCAAUUUCAUUUUCUGUCUCCAGGUUUACAAUGCUCGAAUGUACGCAUUGUAAUACUAGAUCACUCAUUUAUGAAAAAUCUAUUGAUCUGUGAAAAUUUCAUGCCUAUAUCUCCAGUAGAAAGGGUUGAACUCAACAGAAAAAAAGUCUGAAUAUAAAAAUGUGUAGAAGAAAUUCGUGCUGUGAUGAGUCCUAUAACGUCGCAAACCUGUGUGACGUAACUGACAGUCACCACCUGCUGCCAAGUGCCUGGUUUUGGAGGUGUGCCUGACAUAAUGUACACAUGGUUCUCAGUUGAUGAAGCAAAAAUAAGUUAAUAUGCAUAUGCCCUUGAGGUGAAACUGUAAUACUCCAUUUUGCCAAUCAGGAACACCAGAACUCUUUCAAACACCAACAAUCAGACAAGAUAUUGUUCUGAGGCCAUGCAGACUAAUGUUGACAAUGUCCUCCCAGUGAUACUUUGUGGAUUUUGGAUGAGUUCUAGUGUUUCUUAGAUUGGCAAAAUGGAGUCAAUAUAUAGUUUCACCUUAUAUUACAACACUCUGACCUUGAAAAUAUGAAAAGUCAAAAUUCAGUAACUUCCUGUAUUAAAUUCAAAAUAUGGCGUUGCUGUAUGUGUUAAUUUAUUGUCAUCCAUGUAUAAAAUAUUUU